Messenger RNA from Dioscorea cayenensis subsp. rotundata (Guinea yam), 1298 nucleotides. Its product is annotated as protein PHLOEM PROTEIN 2-LIKE A1-like. The transcript has 3 exons. Lineage: Eukaryota; Viridiplantae; Streptophyta; Magnoliopsida; Dioscoreales; Dioscoreaceae. The record is from RefSeq and is a predicted model, not a curated record. Bases 92 to 1153 code for a protein of 353 amino acids.
ACAUCCAACAAAAGUCACUUUAGAGUACAAUAAAUAUCCAAAGAAGAAAAAGAAGAAGAGGAGGAAGAAGAAGAAGAAGAAGAAGUGGAAGAUGGGAAUAUCACAAUCACAAGAAGAGAGCAAACAAGAGAAUUCAUCAAACAGAAACCAAGUGAUAAAGAACACCAACCAUGAGUUGCUUGAACAAGAGCUUUUCAUACAAACAAGCUUGCUUGCCUUGGAGGAUCCAAAGAAGUCUUCUUUUAAACAACAAGCAAGUGAAACAGAAUCAAAGAAGAAUUCCACCAAUCAAGAAGGAAGUAGAGUAGAGCCAAAGAAGCUGACUUCCUUCAAUCAAAAUGGAAGUGGAUUAGAGCCAAAGAAGCUGACUUCCUUCAAUCAAGAUGGAAGUGGUGCAGAGCUAAAGAAGACUUCCUUUAAGCAAGAAGGAAGCAGUGGUGUAGAGCUAAAGAAGAGUACUUCUUUCAAGCAAGAAGGAAGUAGUGGUGUAGAGCUAAAGAAGAGUACUUCUUUCAAGCAAGAAGGAAAUGGACAAGAAAACAAGGCCAUGGGAGGGACUUACAAGAAGGUUCCACACAUGUUUGAAACCCUUAUAAAACAAGCAGACCCUGGAAGUUUGCCAGAGCACAUCAACUCUGGUAUCUUUUUAAACAAAAGAACAAAGAAGUAUUGGGUUGAUCAGGAAACUGGUUGUAAUUGUUUCAUGUUGUUUCCAAGGGGCUUGUCAAUUGCUUGGGCAGAAGACCGGAGAUACUGGCAAUGGUUUCAGGUGGAAGAUAUAAGAGGAACUAAUAUUGAAAUAGCAAACUUACUGAAUGUAUGCUGGUUGGAAGUGCAUGGAAAAAUCAACACAUCACUGCUCACACCAAAAACUAAGUAUGAAGUUGUAUUUGUUGUUAAAAUGGAAGAGUUGUCAUAUGGAUGGCAGACUCCAGUGAAUCUCAGGCUCUUGUUUGAGAAUGGAAUUACUCAUGAACAAAAGGUUAAGUUGCUGGAACUUCCAAGAGAUCAAAGAAAAGAGUUGAAAGUUGGUGAGAUUAUCAACAGUGGAGAGAAGGCAGAGGAAGUGGAGAUCUCUCUUUAUGAAUAUAAUGGUGGGCAGUGGAAGAGAGGGCUUGUGAUUGAAGGUGUUAUUAUCAGGCCAAAUAAGUGAUUUAUUAUUGCAGUGAGUUAAUGAAUAAAUUAAGUCAACUUUUGGGUGCUAUCUUGUUAAAGAACCUUGAUAAGAUCAGUGUAACUAGUCUUUGCUAUGUGUGUUGAUCAUUUGUUCCUGCCCAUUUUUAUAUAUACUUUUGAUA